This is a messenger RNA of Portunus trituberculatus (swimming crab), 1253 nucleotides long. RefSeq names its product meiotic recombination protein DMC1/LIM15 homolog. Gene Ontology annotation, cellular component: condensed nuclear chromosome; nucleus. The transcript has 3 exons. NCBI's taxonomy places the organism in Eukaryota, Metazoa, Arthropoda, Malacostraca, Decapoda, Portunidae. Gene Ontology annotation, molecular function: ATP-dependent DNA damage sensor activity; ATP hydrolysis activity; DNA strand exchange activity. Bases 69 to 1094 code for a protein of 341 amino acids. The record is from RefSeq and is a predicted model, not a curated record. Gene Ontology annotation, biological process: DNA recombinase assembly; reciprocal meiotic recombination; mitotic recombination.
GCGCGAUAACUGAACAGAGUGACACUGACCCUCUCUGUGGCUUUCCCUCGAUAAAACCAGGCAAAAAGAUGCAGGACCAGGCGUUAGAUAUGCAGGUGGAGGAGGAGGAGGAUGAUAUUAGCUUUUUCACGGACAUAGACGAACUGCAGGCCCACGGUAUCAACGCAGCUGACAUCAAGAAGCUGAAGAGCGCCGGGAUUUGCACCGUGCGAGGUGUGCAGAUGACGACCCGCCGCCGCCUCGGUGCCAUCAAGGGACUGUCCGAGGCUAAGGUGGACAAAAUCAAAGAGGUGGCAGCCAAGGUGAGUGGCGGCGAUGGAUUCGUGACAGCGCUGGUGAUGUGUGAGCGGCGGCGGCAUGUGUUUCGCGUCAGCACGGGCUCCGCCGAGCUGGACAGCCUGCUCGGGGGCGGCAUUGAGAGCAUGGCCAUCACGGAGGUGUUUGGAGAGUUCCGCACGGGCAAGACACAGCUGGCUCAUACCCUCUGUGUCACUGCCCAGAUCCCCAACGAGGCGGGCACCUACUCCGGGGGAAAGGUAAUCUUCAUUGACACGGAGAACACAUUCCGUCCUGACCGAUUGCGAGCCAUCGCCGACCGCUUCAACCUGGAGCAGGAGGCGGUACUGGAAAAUGUGCUCUACACACGAGCCUUCACCUCGGAGCAUCAGUUCGAGAUUCUAGACCACGUGGCGGCGCAAUUUCACGAGGAGCCAGGUAUCUUCAAGCUCCUGAUCAUUGACUCCAUCAUGGCACUGUUCCGCGUGGACUUCAGCGGCCGCGGAGAGCUGGCGGAUCGACAGCAGCGUCUCGCCCAGUACCUGUCCCGCCUGCAGAAAGUAAGCGAGGAGUAUAACGUGUCCGUUUAUAUCACUAACCAAAUGACAGCAGAUCCCGGAGCCGCAAUGUCCUUCCAAGCAGACCCCAAGAAACCUAUAGGCGGUCAUAUCCUCGCCCAUGCCUCUACCACGCGCGUCUCGCUCCGCAAAGGGCGUGGUGAGACUCGAAUAGCCAAGAUCUUUGACAGUCCCGAACUGCCGGAGAAUGAAGCCACCUUCGCCAUCACUCCCGGUGGUGUUGCGGACGCCAAGGAGUGAAGCUGCUCAGUGGUGACUUGCGUGUUUUGACGACGAGCGUAGUUUUGAAUGUCCAUUCUGUUUCACUGCUUGUGUUAGGAUAUCUCUUUGACUACGGUAGUGGAGGGACACCCGUCAGGUACCAUAUUAUUAGGUCUGAUGUUGAUUUUUUUUUUGUUA